Molecule: messenger RNA, 324 nt
Organism: Pediculus humanus corporis (human body louse)
Lineage: Eukaryota; Metazoa; Arthropoda; Insecta; Psocodea; Pediculidae
Product: Eclosion hormone precursor, putative
Exons: 1
Coding region: 1-324 (107 amino acids)
Biological process (GO): neuropeptide signaling pathway; ecdysis, chitin-based cuticle
Molecular function (GO): ecdysis-triggering hormone activity
Source: RefSeq, a predicted model, not a curated record
AUGUCUGCCGUUUGUUUUUUAAAUAAUUUAUUGUUUGUUGUUGUUGUUACAGGAAUGGGAAUGGGAUUAAAAAAAUUAUAUUCGAUAUUAAUGGCUGCCGUUUUAUUGACGACAUUUUUAUGUUUGGCAAAUUCGUCAAUAUUACCAACGGAAUCAAAUCAAUUUGGUAUAUGCAUAAGAAAUUGUGCACAAUGUAAAAAAAUGUUUGGAACCUAUUUCGAGGGUCAAUUAUGUGCUGAUGCAUGUGUUAAAUUCAAAGGAAAAGUCAUACCCGAUUGCGAAGAUUUAGAUUCGAUAUCGCCAUUUUUAAAUAAAGUCGAUUAA